AUGUUACUUAGAACGCAUGUGAUGGAGGGAAGUGGAAAAAUGUUGGUGGCUGCUGUGGGAGUAAAUUCUCAAGCAGGAAUAAUAUUUACAUUGUUGGGUGCUGCUGUUGAUCAGCAGGAAGCUGAAAUCAAGAAAAAGAGGAAAGGAGAAGAAGAAGCUGCCCCAGUCACUGGGAAUAGCCAUGUUGGAAUGCCAGGUUCUGUUAGUGAGAAUACUCCAAAUAAACAUACGGAGGCAUCGGCAAAUCAUACUUCUGCUCCAGCAGCUGAAUCUCAUAAGAAAGAAAAGUCUGUUCUCCAAGCAAAACUUACAAAACUUGCCAUCCAAAUUGGUUAUGCUGGUUCUAGCAUUGCUGCCCUCACUGUUGUGAUUUUGAUCGUACAGUUCUGCAUUGAACACUUUGUUAUGAAUGGAGAAAGCUGGCAAGUUAAACAUGCCAAGAAACUGGUCAGGAAUUUUAUUAUUGGUGUGACUGUAUUAGUCGUUGCAGUCCCUGAAGGUCUUCCAUUAGCUGUUACUUUGUCUUUAGCUUAUUCAGUCAAGAAAAUGAUGAAAGAUAAUAAUCUUGUGAGGCAUUUGGAUGCCUGUGAAACCAUGGGUAAUGCGACAGCAAUCUGCUCAGAUAAGACCGGUACUCUUACUACCAACAGAAUGACAGUGGUCCAGUCCUACAUUUGUGAAAAAUUAAGCAAGACUACACCCAAAUUUUCGGAUAUCCCUGCACAUAUUGGAAAUAUGUUGAUUCAAGCAAUAGCUGUGAAUAGUGCAUACACUUCUCGUAUCAUGCCUCCUGAAGAGGGUGACUUGUUUAAACAAGUUGGUAACAAAACAGAAUGUGCUUUAUUGGGAUUUGUUCAAGGAAUAGGUAAAAAUUAUCAAACCAUUCGUGAUGAUAUUCCUGAAGAAACCUUUAAAAAAGUGUAUACUUUCAACUCUGUUCGGAAAUCCAUGAGCACAGUUAUCCCAAGACAAGGUGGUGGUUAUAGACUUUUCUCAAAAGGUGCAUCUGAAAUUGUGUUAAAGAAGUGUGCAUUUAUCUAUGGACGUGAUGGUCAUUUGGAAAAAUUCACCCGUGAGAUGCAGGAUCGCCUUGUACGACAAGUAAUUGAACCCAUGGCUUGUGAUGGACUUCGUACUAUAUCAAUUGCGUAUCGUGAUUUUGUGCCUGGUAAAGCUGAAAUUAACCAAGUUCAUAUAGAUAAUGAGCCUAAUUGGGAUGAUGAAGAGAACAUAGUUAACAAUCUAACUUGCCUCUGUGUGGUUGGAAUUGAAGAUCCUGUACGUGAUGAGGUACCAGAUGCUAUUAAGAAGUGUCAGAGAGCUGGGAUAACUGUGCGCAUGGUUACUGGUGAUAACAUCAACACUGCUCGCUCUAUCGCUACAAAGUGUGGCAUUAUCAAACCUGGUGAUGAUUUCCUGAUAUUGGAAGGGAAGGAGUUCAACAGAAGAAUACGUGACAGCAAUGGAGAAGUUCAACAGCAUUUGCUGGAUAAAGUUUGGCCAAAGUUGAGGGUACUUGCCAGAUCGUCUCCUACUGAUAAGUACACCUUAGUAAAGGGAAUCAUAGACAGUAAAGUCAGCGAUAAUCGAGAGGUAGUGGCUGUGACUGGUGAUGGUACCAAUGAUGGGCCUGCCUUGAAGAAAGCAGAUGUGGGUUUUGCUAUGGGUAUUGCUGGGACUGAUGUUGCCAAGGAAGCAUCAGACAUCAUCUUGACAGAUGACAAUUUCACUAGCAUAGUGAAGGCUGUGAUGUGGGGCCGCAAUGUGUAUGACAGCAUAGCAAAAUUUCUUCAGUUUCAGCUAACUGUGAAUGUAGUUGCAGUUAUUGUUGCUUUUAUUGGUGCAUGCGCUGUGCAGGAUAGCCCUCUGAAGGCUGUUCAGAUGUUGUGGGUAAACUUAAUUAUGGACACUUUAGCAUCCUUGGCUUUGGCUACUGAAUUACCAACUCCUGACUUGCUUUUGAGGAAACCUUAUGGAAGAACCAAACCUCUAAUUUCGAGGACAAUGAUGAAAAAUAUUUUGGGCCAGGCUGUUUAUCAGCUUACUGUUAUCUUUACUCUUCUUUUUGUAGGCAAGUCGGAACAUUAUUUUUUUUCUCAUUUGCAGGUUGUCAUAAUAGAAUUUGGAGAUGUAGCUUUUUCAACUGCUGGCUUGACUGUAGAACAAUGGCUGUGGUGUCUCUUCUUUGGUUUUGGCACCCUUCUUUGGGGACAGGUGGUGACCACAGUUCCGACGCGGAAAAUACCUAAAAUACUUUCUUGGGGACGAGGCCACCCUGAAGAGUACACUGAAGCCAUUGCUUUGGCAGAAGAUAAAUUUGAUCCUGACUCUCAAGAGGGAAAGAAACCUCGUGCAGGCCAGAUAUUAUGGAUACGUGGCCUUACGAGACUACAAACACAGCUGCGAGUUAUCAGGGCUUUCAAGUCUACACUGGAAGACCUGGAGGAGCGCCGCUCUGUACAUAGUUUACACAGCUUACACAGUUUGCGCAGCUCGCGAAGCCACACUGGCCCGCGCCCCCUGUCCGACAUCAGUUACAUUGACGAGGACCCUGUCAAAACGCCAUCGCCUCUGAACGACCGCGACAAAACCAAUAAUUCCUCGAUGCUUCCGAAGAUGGUAUCUCCUGCCGAGGACCCCCACCUGGUGCCGGCGGCAACAGGCAACGACAGGGGAAGCGCACAGAGUACUGAUCCAACGAGCGGUCGCUUGGCACUGCCCCUCCCGGCUAACCCUGCCAACCCUCCUUCCCCUCAGCAGCACUCGCUUCAAGCUCCUUCUGCGCACGCAAAAAAUAACAAUCCCCAGAGAAUAUCAAGCCAUCAACCUUUGAGUCCUGCCCACCUGCAGAAUCUAUCACCACAAACAUUGAAUAGCACUGGAGAACAGGAAAGCACCCAGCCACAAACCCAGGUCCCAGACUUGCCCAAGCUGGUGAUAGGUGCAAUGAAUCCCAAGACUACUCCUGCCCUUCCUGUGCCACGACUUCAAAAGUGUGUUCCUAGCCCUCGUCCUUGGUCCCAGUCAAUGUUGCAGGUACCCCCAUCCCAUGCUGCAUGCGGAAGCAAGCAAGCAAGCGAGUACCUCUUGAAGAUUCGAGUAGUUAAUGCUUUCCGUCAAGGUCUAGAUGCUCGGUACAGUGAUAAUCCUACUCUGGCCGAGGUCCUGAGGAAGCAGACAUCUCUUAGCAAGCGGUUAUCUCAAACUUCUUCCAUUGACUACGCUGAUAACGUUAUGGAUGAGCUCACAAUACCAGAGAUCGAUGUGGAGCGUUUAUCAUCUCACAGUCACACUGAAACAGCAGUGUAGUCUUUCUAAUCCAUGGUGUCCCAUCAUCCUGACCUACACCCAAGACCUUUUUCCUUCAGUUUGCAAGAUCUGUGAUGACAGCAGUGGCAAGAGAACAGUUUCUGUGUGAAAAACAUGCAUAAUGUGAUCAAGAGUGAUCUCAUAUAUCCCAUUUAAAUUAUUUGUCAUUUAUGCUUAAUGACAAGUACUGGUACAUAUAAUCAAGAAACAUUAAAAAUGUACAAAAAUAUUUUAAGGACAGCCUCUCCUCUAAUAGAAACUCUCUGCCAUCUGAUGUGCUCUUGCUGGGUGUGGGCAGAUUUGCCAAUCAGAGGAAUAUAUUUGACGGUGAUAAUCUUUUACUUCAUUUAGUAAUAAGAAUGAUCUUUUUGAAGUAUGUGGGAUACAAUUAGGCUACUUCCUGCUUCUUUCCUUUUACUCAUGACGCCCAGGUAAUCAUAUCAUGACAUCAUUUCCAUUAGCAUAAUCAUUAACAAUUCUGUAAUCAUUGCCACCAUUUCCACCAUCAUUAAUCAGUCAUUUGGUCAUUAUCAUGUGUCAACAUGUCAUCCCCACUGUUGCCAGCUGUCACUGUUGUACCAUGACAUUGUUCAUUUACCAUGACAACCAUUGCAAUUACGAUCACAAGCACAACCAACACGACUGCCACUGCUGCUUCGUUCACUAUCAUUUUCACCCAUAUUACUUCCACUUCCUCUGCUGUUAGCCUCAACACUUGCCACUUCCCAUACCCAAACUCAUUAAUUCUCAUGUACCACUAUCCUGAAUCAUUAAAGUAACUAAAUUUUCUAUUUUCACAAGCAUCCUUCAUUCACAAAUAGGGAAAUGGGCUGGGCCCUUUUUGUUUCCCUAUCCUUGCAGCUCCAUUCCUCCUCUCAGGAUCUUAGUUGUUUGUUGCUGCUGCCGCCUGCUGCCUACUGCCUGCCCAUCACUCACUCAUCUGCAUCUGAGUUGUAGGCAUGAUGUUUAACUGCAUAUGAUAGACUGAAACAAGCAGACAGAACCAUCAGCUAGCAGUGUUUGUGAUGUGAGUGUUUACACACAGUGAAAGUACAGAUGUACAUAAGAACAUCAGUGUGGUAUGUUAUGCAGCUGUGGUUAGAGCUUUUGAAUAAAUGUUUAAAAGACAAUUUAAGGUAAGUUUGUUACAGUUAUACCAUUGUUGGAUUGGAAGUGAGAAAAACAAUGUAAAAUGAAUUUACAGAACUGGUGAAAGAAAGGUUGAUUAGUGAGGAGGGAAGGGUUGCUCAGCAAGGGCUUUGUAUGCGUGUAAUUAUUGUAAGAUAAUUAGUUUAUAUUCUGGAAAAGAAGACAGGAUGCCAAGUGUCUUUUAAGAGGGGAGGCAGAAUUUUGUGUUUGAAAUGUUGAACAGUGUUAAAAUUGAAUAGUUUGAUUUUAUUGUCAAAUGCCUCUCCUUGUUUAAAAGUUGAGUGCCAGAAUUAACCACUGUAGAUGUAGGUUUCAUGUUGAUUCUUCUUUGGGGAAAAAGUUUUAAAAAAUAAAAAAAUUCAAAUUCACUGCAAGAACAGGCCAUGCACAGGUGGUAUGGUGCAGUAAAUUUACAUCUGUAACUGCUCUCUGUUGAGAGGUUUUGUUAUCGACUUUUCUUGGUGUACUUCUUGUUCCUGCUAGAAUCUAAGAUCAUGUUGAAUUUGAAAGUGUUUUACUUUAUCAUUAAUUAUUAAUAUUAUUAUUAAUUUAUUUUUAUUAUUACUAAGAUUACUAUUAUGCCAUUACAUUAUUAUUUUUAUCAUUAUUAUUAUUAUUUUUAUCAUUAUUAUUACAAAUAUAACCACGGCAAUAAAUGGAAACGUGUGUGAAGCAAGAAUGUUCUGUUUGGUUGGGGAACUAACUGUUUGAAAUGGUGAAGUAGUUGUGAACUGCUUAGCUAGAAGUGUUAUGUUGGUGAAUGAAUUACAAGGCUGAAGUGUGGAACAGAGCAAUACAGAUUGUUGCAGGGUGCCCGUGGUUACCAUUAAUGUUUUCUCCUCUGAAAAUGUUCCAGGGAGGGAAAUUAUCAUAUUGUUGAAUGUUCUUUACUAUCAUACUGUAAAUUUGAGAAUACUCUUCUGAGAAAGCAGUUCUAUUAGACUGGGUUGUUGAGCAAUGUGUAGUUGACUACUCUAGUGGGAUUGCUGCAAAGCUUGUGUUGAAGCUGGGCAUGCAACAUCAAUAAUGAUUUUAUUCCAUCUCGAAGUGUUGAUUAUCGAAAGGUCACACCUCAAGCUAGGCUACUGCCUCAGUGCUGGCUCGAGUUGUGGUUUUUGGAAACAACUCUCUGUACUCUAGUUUACUCUGUAAAUCUGUUGUGUGAGUGCAAUUUUCUGUCUGUAUAAAGAGAAAAAGCCAAUCUAGAUGUUGCAAUUAUGCAUUAGUUAUAAGAACUUUCCAUGGGCUGUUCAAGUAACUUUAAAAGAAAGUAUCAACUAAUUGACUGAUAGAGGUUUGCAUUUGUAUGUAGGGAAAGAACAACUAGUCUCACCAAAUAUACUGUAGUCUUCACUUAGGGGCAAGCCAUGGCACUGGGAUUGUCCUCUCAGGCUAUUUAACUCCAAAUAAACAUGCCAAGAAAAAAUGCCUAGCAACACUACGUUAGUCCUGCUCCUUACUGUUGCUGCUGCCAUUUCAAAUGUUACUGUACAGCUCUCCCUGCUUUUUUUGUCACCUCCUUCCUGUUUUCUUUCUGCUCGUUUCCCUUUCAUGCAGCUCAUCACACUGAUGUUAUUGUUGGUAUUAUUGUUAUUGUGGUUAUUAAAGUUGGGCUGCUUCUAUUCAUAAAGAAACAGCGACACUGCCACUGCUCAUACUCCUGGUUCUGUCUCCUACUUUACCAUGUUAGAAAUAUUAUUGCAUUGCCACUGUAGAUAAUUACCACUUACUCUGUAGAUAUAAUGAAUACAAUGGCCAUGACAACAUGUGAAGACCACUCCAUUGAAGUACAGCUACUGCUUUUAUGUCAGAUAUUGCUGUUUUCCUUUUCUGCUCUUGUCUUCCACUUCUGCAACUUUAAGUUUCCAGUUUUAUUUAUUAGUUUCAAUUUGUGAGUGUUCUUUCACCUAUUCAGUGCAUUUUAUAGAUUAUCUGGAAGCACCUCCUUAAAAAAUUUGUUGUGGCAUCUUCCUUUGCAAAUUACAUAUAUUUAUUCACAUUUUUCUGUAUCUCCUUUGUGGUUGUAAAAUCUUUGCUCUUACAUUUUGUGUACAAUUUGUUUUUGUUUUUUAAUAUUUCUGUAAUAUUUGGGUGAUGUCAUUUCUUUAUAGUUUCUCCUGCAUGUUAGACCUUCUAUUCACACUUUAAUCCACUGAUAGCUCAUAUUGUAUUACGAUCCAUACAUAAAUGUACUUCAAUAACCUUCAUUGCUACUACCGGAAUUAGGGCUUCUACUGUAUGAUAAUAAUGCUACUCUUAACACUUGAUUAUGCCACUUGCUCCCCUGUUUGUAUCACUUGUAAGCAUCCUAUACCCCAUCAUUGUUAUUUAAUGAUCUUAACAAUUGACAAGAAUGACUACUACUGGUAAUUAUGACCAUGAUAUUGAAGACAUGAUGACAACCACUAUUGACUUUGAUGGCUGUUACUGCUUUUAAAUAUGAAGGGGAAAACUCUAUUAGAACUGGGAGUUUUCCUUUAGGUCUAAUGCAGGAUGGGAGGGUUGCUGUGCCCCUUAUGUUUUUGAUAUUUCUGUAGACUCAAGUUGGCAGAUGGUAAGUCAUCAAAAACUUAACAAAAUUGAUGAACAAUCUAGAUGAUAUUGCUGUCUCAUUGUUAUAACAAAUUGAAAAAUUUCAAACCAGUGCUCAGCUUUCAUUUAGCUCUGUCGAAUACAGCAGUUGGCAUCUUCAGCGAUUCUUCUGCCAAAUAAGUAUUAUAUUUUCUUCAAAAAAAUCUAUUUAUUUUCAGUCAAUGUUAAAGAUUAUUAAUUAAUCAUUUUUACAAAAUAAAUUUUUAAUGUGUCAAGACUUUGUUGAAAACAUGGUGUAUGUUAUUUACUUCAGACAGUUCCCUUGUACCUAAACUACAUUGCUUACCUAUUCAUCUAAAACCGCAGUUCAUGUAUACAGGUUAUGUACAAGAAGGUUGCUUCCAAAUGUGAAAUGCCACAAGCCACAGAAACUAAUUAUUGAUCUAAUGUGUAAUGUAAGUUGAAGGAUAGGCUGUAUGUAAAAAUUGCACAUGUUGAGCAUUAUGUGCCUUAUGUCCAUGCUUUCCUUGUUGACGUUGUAAUUUUGACUGAUUAAAAAAUUGAGCUUGGUCUAAUCAGAGAUUUGCAAAAUCAUUAUUAUAAAAGUACUAUGAACAAGUAAUGAUGACUGUUCAACAUAUUUCAUUGAAAUUUAUUGUAUUUUAUUUAUUUUUUGUCUUUCCCUUCCCUUUCUUCAUGGCUUUCUCUUUAACCGCUUUGACUUCAAUGUACAAUGCUUUUCAUAUUCUUUGAAUUCAGCAGCUGCCAGUCACUUUAGAACUUGGGAACGUAAUUGCAUUGUUGUUACAAAAUAUGCUCAUUUCACAAAAGAAUGCACUAUAAUUAUCCAUCUAGAUUAUAAAAUACUUUAGUCUGUAGUUCAUUUGUCAGAAAGGCUGCAGUCUGCAUUAUGUGGGUCAACUGGAAUUGUUAAAAAUUGUACCAAAUUUAUCAUAUUUUCUAAAUAAUCAUUUUCAGUUGCCUCAUAUUUUGCAAAUACACAAAUAUCUAAGACUUGGGAACUAGUUGAAAGUAAAACAUGCUUUAAAUUUAUUUCAGCAGCACACACAAUUAAGAAAUCUCAGUGUAAAUCCUGUCCAUAUUAUUUCUGUUUUAUCCUAUUUCUUUUGUGAGUAGCUUGUCUAUCAUCCUAUAUUAGGAUGUAACAUGUGUAUUUACAUAAGUAUGUAAAGCAAGAGUUGAAUGAAAAUAUUUGAAAGUACCUUUUGCUAUCUACUCAGAGCUCUGCUCGACACUGUCAAUCUGUGAAUAGUGUCGUUAUCAGUUGACUUUCUAUGUAUUGUAUUUCUCUUUCUACAUAAAGGACAAUUUAUUGAAGAAAUGCAAGAAAACGUGUACUUAGAAAUAGUGAUACAAGUUAAUUUAUCAUCCUUGUAGUACUUAAUUCAGAUUUUGAACAUUUUAUAUACACAGGGCGUGUGUUUCACUUGUUAUAAGUACAGCAUGAAGCAAAGCCAAGUAAAAGAUUACAUGUGAUGUUUGUGAGAUAAUGGUGGUAAAAAUAGGAUUUUUCUUUCAUCAAGUUUCCAAGUGUUCUGUAAUGUGCAGUAAAACAGUGAAAUAGGCAUUUUCUACAUAUAUAACAAUGUAUUAUGUA
This is a messenger RNA of Gryllus bimaculatus (two-spotted cricket), 8608 nucleotides long. NCBI's taxonomy places the organism in Eukaryota, Metazoa, Arthropoda, Insecta, Orthoptera, Gryllidae. The record is from the annotation of a GenBank genome assembly.